AUGGUGGGCGGAAGGAGCGGCGGAAUGGCGAGGGGGAGCAGUUUUGGCGAAGGGAUUGGCGGAAGGCGGGGGGGAUUCGCCGCGCCCGCGCUGCCUGGCGGAGUUAUUGGUCCUCCAGGCCUGGGGGGCGGAAGAAUCACGGGGGUUGCAGCAGCAGGGGGAGGCGGAGCGGUGGGAUAUACCGCGGACAGCGCAACCAUAGGCGCGGGGAUGGCGGAGGGGAGGCUGGAAAGCGUGCUGGCGGAGGCGCUACUUGGGGGAGGGACUUUUCAGGCGCUAGCAGGGGGAGGUGUUUUUCAGGCUCUGGCAGGGGGAGGUGCUUUUCAGGCACUGGCAGGGGGAGGUGCUUUUCAGGCUCUGGCAGGGGGAGGUUCUUUUCAGGCUCUGGCAGGGGGAGGUGCUUUUCAGGCUCUGGCAGGGGGAGGUGCUUUCCAGCGGCAGUCUGCAGCUCCCCAGGUGUCACCUGCAAGCAGGGAGGUGGGAUCUGGUGCAGGUGGGAAUCUGGCACUACUUGAGCUGAUGAGAAUGUCAGGGCUCGCUAAUAGCCUCCCUCUCAACCGUACUGAGGAGGACGAGAUUUUGAGGAGGCUGGUGGAGAGAGGGGGGGCGCGGCGGUGGUCCGCCAUAGCAGCGCACCUCAAGGGGCGCGCGGGGAAGCAGUGCCGCGAGCGCUGGCACAACCACCUGAAGCUGGGGAUCAAGAAGGACGCGUGGACGGAGGAGGAGGAGGAGACGCUUAUAGAGGUGCACAAGCGCGUGGGGAACAAGUGGGCGGAGAUCGCAAAGCUGCUGCCUGGGCGGACGGAUAACAAUGUGAAGAAUCACUGGAACUCGACUGUCAGGCGGAAGGAGGAUGUUGGGCGGACCGGUGGGAAGGCUGGGGAAAAGCCUACCUUGCUGCUGAGGUAUAUCCAGUCGUUGAAAGGGGGGAAGGAUGGGGGCGGGGGGAAGGGGGGGAAGGGCGCGGGGGGGAAGGAUGGGGGACGGGGGAAGGAGGUGGCAGGAAAGGAGGAAGAGGGAGGGGAGGAGAUGGGUCGAGGGGGGGAGGAGGGAGAGGAGGGAAGGGGAGAUGUGAAAAAGGAAGGAGGGGAAGAGAAGCCAGGUGGAGAAGAGGGAGGAGGGACGGGAGAGGAAGGGGAGGAGGGAGAGAAGGGAGAGAAGGGAGAGAAGGAGAGAGUAAAGGGAGGAAAGGAUGAGCGCGAGAUAGAAGGCUUGCAAGGAGGGAGGGAAGGGAGGGAAGGGAGGAAAGGGAGGGCCGAUGGUGAAGUUGGGGAUAAUGAUGGGUGUGGGGGUGGGGAUGGGGACGGGAAUGGUAAUAGGGAUGCAGGGCACAGGGAGAAAGAGGGGGAAGGGUCAGCUUUAAGAAGAGAGGAAGAAAAUGCUUUGGGGAAAGACAGAAGAGAGAAGAGAGAAGAGACACAGGCAGGGGAGAAAAGGGGAAAAGAGCUACAGGCAAGGGAGGAGAGGGGAGGAGAGACGCGGAUAGAAGAGGAGAGCAGAGAAGAGGAACGAGCAGGAGAGGAGGCCGAAGAUAUGGAAGUUGGGGAGAAGGAAAAGAAGGAAGGGACGGAAUCAGGGGGGGGGGAGGCAAGCAGUGACGCUGCGAAAGGGGCAAAUGAAGGGAAAGGAGAGGUGAGGCAGUCCCAUGUAAACGCAGAGGAGCAGAGGAGCGAAGUAAUGGGAGAGGAGCAGAUGCGUUUGGCAGAAAAGGUGGGGCCUGACACGGGCAGGCAGACGUGGGCAGGAAAGGAGGAAGAGAAGGAGCAGCAGACAUCUGAGUUGCCUCAACAGACAAGGGCAAGGAAGGAGGAGAAGCAGGGAAAGGAGGAGGAGGAGGAGGGGAAGGAGGAGGGGGGGAAGGGAGAGGAGGGGAAGGAGAGGAAGGAGAGGCAGGAGAGGAGGAGGACGAGAGGAAGAGGAAGGUCCGAGGGUGGGGCAAGGGCAGCAGAGGAUAAGGGCGAUGCAGUCUCAAUGGAUAUCGAUACCCACCACGUCACGUCCCCUACCAGCAGCAGCCUUUCCAUCCGAGGCUCGUCAGCAGCAGGGAGGGCAGCAGCACAAGCGAUUCGAGGAGAAACCAGAGACUCAAAACUGAUGGGUGCAGCAGCAGCAGCUUUGUCUUCUCACUCUCUUUCCUCCAGCCAUCCGCGUUUUGAGACGACUCGACACUCGAUCAGAGCAGAAACGGCCUCAGCAGCAUCGUCCUUACGCUCGCAUUCUUUCAGCAAUGCUCGCCUCUCCUCCCCCCAUGUCCCUUUUGAGUCGACUCAAAACGCAGAAACUGCCGCAGCAGCAGCGUCCUUACGCUCGCGUUCCUUCGGCAAUGCACACCUCUCCUCCUCCCAUGUCCCCAGUUUUGAGGCGCCUCAAAACUCCUUACCCUCGCGCUCCCUUGGCAAUGCCCACCUCCCCUCCUCUCGUGUCUCUCUCAAAUCCGCUUCUUUCCCCCGCGCUCCCGCUUCCCUCCCGCCCUCCUGGCCCCCCACCCACUCGCUCCCAAAUGCUCCCACAGCCAACACCACUGCUUCCGCUGCUGCUGCCGCCGCCACCGCUGCUGCUGCUGUUGCUGCUGCCACUGCAGCUGCUGCUUCAAGCGAAGCUGCUGCUGGUGGGGCUACUAGUGUAACAACUGGGGCUGCACCUGCCAUUGCUCCCACAGGGGACGGUCACAGGGAAACAAACCCACGGCAAUUCCAAGGCCCCAGUGUGGCUGACUCAAGGAGACAACCCACAGGUGCAGGGGAGGCGAUGCUGGGACAGGAGCAUGCAGCCCAGGCGUCUGUAGGGCAGAUGCAGCCCACAGGGGAGAGGCACAGGGAAACAAACCCACGGCAAUUCCAAGGCCCCAGUGUGGUUGACUCAAGGAGACAGCCCUCAGGUGCAGGGGGGGUGGAGAUGAUGGGACAGGAACAUACAGCUCAAGGGUUUGUAGAGCAGACGUGUAUGGGGCAACCGUUGGUGGGGCAACAGUUGGUGGGACAGCAGACGGGUGUGGGUCAACCAUUGGUGGAGCAGACGGGUAUGGGGCAGUCACUGGAAGCACAGACGAGUGUGGGUGACCAGAGGGAUCUAGCACGAGCUAUGCUUCAGCUAGAUGCUCUCUCCUCUGCUGGCCUGCUCAUGGGCCUCCCUGCUGCUGCCGCUGCUCCCUCUGCUGCUGCUGCUGCUGCUGCUGUUUCUACUUCUGCUGCUGCGCCUUGCUCGUCUGCGCCCACUCGUGCCCCUCCUGCGUCCCCCUCCACCGUCUCCUCCCCCCGCUCCGCCCCCUCCUCUCGCCCCCCAUUCCCUCCCUUACCUGCCGCAGCACCGCUCUCCACCGCAUUCCCCCGCUCUUUCUCCACCCCUCAAGGCCGAAUCCCUUCUGUCUCCCCCUCUUUGUCAUCUCUCACGAAUUCUCUCCCAAAUACCUCACUCCAGCCAAUCAACCCUUUCCUGCACAACCCUUCCCUUCCUCUCACCUCCUCCGCUUCCUUAUCUGUUCCCUCUACCUCCUCUGCUGCACCCACCAAUCACCCCCUCCCUUGCCUCUCUCACUUCGCCACAGUGUCAGCUUCCGACCAAUCAGUAGCCGGCGGUCUGACCAGCCGGGCAGCUGAAAUUGCGAGCGGCGUGCAAAAUCUUUUCGACGCACUCAUGCGUUCAGACAUCCUCCCUGCCCCCUCCGUUCCAUCCUUCUCAUCUCAACCGUCCAUUCCUGAUACUACGCGAAGAUCGGCACCGUUGACCCAGCAUCCACAUCCCCAUCUCCCAUCCUCAUAUCACCCUACCCCAAGACAACCUCCCCCCUUCUCUACCCUCCCGCUUCCCCUCACAUCUUCUUCCCCGGCUCCUUGGGCUGGGGAAAGGAACCCAAGGACUGCAGGAGGGGAGGUUAGCGCGUCUAGUGUGGCAACCACAAGGCGUUUAGAGGGUGGUGGGUUUUGGACUGGCACCAGCGGUGCUAGUAACGCUGCUGCUGCUGGUGACACUGCUGCUACUGCUGCUGCUGCUGCUGCUGCUGCUGCUGCUGCUGCUGCUGCUGCUGCUGCUGCUGCUGCUGCUGCUGCUGCUGCUGCUGCUGCUGCUGCUGCUGCUGCUGCUGCUGCUGCUGCUGCUGCUGCUGCUGCUGCUGCUGCUGCUGCUGCUGCUGCUGCUACUCCUGCUGCUGCCUCUGGCAUUGCUGGCAGUGCACAAGUUAUUGGGAGAGGGGGUGCCUUGAUCCCUAAUCCACACCUCCACCAUUCUCCUGCUCCUCCUUUUCCUCUCGCCACUGCCCCUGCUACUGCUGCUGCUCCUGCUGGUACUGUUGCACUGGCUGCUACUACUGCUGCUGAUGUUGAUGGCGCUGGUGGUGGUGGUGUUGCUGGUGCUGGUGCUGCUGCUGCUGCUGCUGCUGCUGCUAGUUCUCGAGCAACAGAAAGAGUCAACUGUGAUAUGCUGCCCAACCCAUCUCAGCUGCUGCCCGAUUUUUCUCAGCCGCCCGAUUUUUCUCAGCUGCCCGAUUUCUCUCAACUGCCGAAAUUCCUGACGCAGGAGCAACUGGCACUACUGAAACAGUGGUUGGAGGGAAGCGGGCAAGGCAUGCAGAGCCAGGGCCCUCAAGGUACAAGAGGGAAGGACGACGAGGGCUUUGGGGUUCCCCAAGACCGACCGUCGAUUCCUGGCCGAAAGACAAGAGCUGAGGCAGCCACUGACAAAGCGCAUGCCAUUCCCUCCGCUGACAGGGGUGUGGGAAUUGGUGAAAAGUACGAGGAAGGAGAAGAAAUGGUUGGAGGGAGGGUGGAGGGUAUUGUUGUGAGAAACAGCGAGAAUGAGAGACAGGGUGCUGCCGGUGAUGAGGUUCGAAGGGAGGAAGAGGUUCCAAGGGAGAAAGUGGGUCAACAGGAGGACGAUAUGCGGGGCAGUGAUGUACAGGGAACAGUUGAGAAGAACAUUCACCAACCGCAAGAGGAGCAGAAGCAGGGUCUGCAGCAGCAGCACCACCACCACCAACACCAGCAGCAGGAGCAGCGGCGGGAGAACCGACAGCAAGAGAACCCGCAUCAGGAGAACCAGCAGCAGCAGGAGCAGCAGCAGCAGGGCCAACAGGAGGAGCAAGGGGAAUCAGCAGCAACAGGAAUGGAUCUUGAUGGUACAGUCAAGGAGGGUGGGCACGGAGGGGACGAGGAGCAAGAGACGGCUUUUGAGGCGCCUCAAAAGCAAGGAGUGGGCGAGCAAGGAAAGGGCAAGGAGGGGGGUGGUAGGGAAGACAGUGGGGACAGGCAGGGGGAUAGGAACCCUGUUGUUCGCCGAAGCUGCAGUGAUGGUGGUGGCAGGCUUGGUUCGGAAACUGGUUUGGAUAGGCGGUCCCCUCGCCCGGAGCAGCUGCAGGUGGUUCGGCGGUGGAAUACCGGGAGGCUCGACAGCUGGUCGGAAAGGAGCAGCUUGAGCAGUGGACAAUCUGGACCCCCAUCUCCUGGAGUGGUGGCACGGCCUUGGGGGAUGAAAUCACCUCUGCCAGGUGAAACGCAGAAAUCAGAUGCGGUACCGUCUCCGUCUCCCCGUUCUGCUGCUGCCCGGCCUUGGGGUAUGAAGUCACCACUACCAGGUGAGCCACAGAAGAUGGCGCCAGUGUUUAAAGCACCUCAGGAGCCUCAAGCAGCAGCUCUUCCAUCAGUGGCUGAAGCACAGAAAACGAGUGCAGGUCUGGGCCGGCCAGGCGUAGCAGGCAUGGACAGGCCCGCAGCGGAAGCAGCAGCAGCGCCUGCUUUGCGAGUGGAUCAGCCGAGACUCGAUGGCACGGUGGAAGGUGGUGGCGCAGUGCUGGGAGCAGGCUCGGGACAGUUUGCGGCUGGUUCGACCGAAGGUGAAGCAGCCUCAGGUAUGGAGGAUAUCGUGUUUGAGAGGAGGGACGUGGAGUCUCAGUUGAAUCCUUUGGAGGGGUCGAGUGGGGGACAGGGAAUGGAUACUGUGUGGUCGGGGAAGUUGGUCCAGGAGUGGAGUGGAAGACGAGGGGGGCGGCAUCUUGUCAGCGUGACUGAAGGCAUUGCGAGUCAAGCUGAUGUGAGAGAGAGACACGCUACUGGUGACAUUGAGUUGAGAGAUGGUGGGAAGAGAGAUAGUGGGGCUGCUGCAGCGUGUAGAGAGGAGGAUGCUGGUGCUGCGACUUCUGAGUCGACUCCACAAGCAGGAGGCAGCAUGGGAUUGAUUGGUGCUGCAACUGAUGCUGCCACUGGUGCUGCACACACUGCAUCCCUUAGGGAGGACGAGCGGAUGGACUAUCCCAAUACGCAGCUUGUUGAUUCCGAGCCUAGUGCGUCUCAUUAUCAUGAGCCCACUAAAGCACCUAUGGAUUCAUGUGACUAUGAUGCUGGGGCUGGUGGCACAACCAGCAGCGGUGCUGAUGCAGCAGAGGUGGCCACGGAUCAUCGUGAUGCUUCAGCUUGUUCUUCUGCUGAUGCUGCUGCGGCCUCCACUCCACCGCCAGUUUCUCCUGCUGCUCUUGCUGCUGUCACAGCGCCUGCAAGCACGGGUGAAACGCCCAACACCAUCAGUGCAGCCCUCUCCCCUGUACACCCACCUCCGCCUGUGUCUGCCACGGCUGCUUCUGCCGCAGCUGCUUCUGCCGAAGCUGCUUCCACUCUCCCUGCUUCGGGUUUCGGCCCGAGUCCUUUUGCCGGGCACCUCGUGCUCCCGUUCUCCAACAUGCCCACUCCACACGGACAGAGUGGGGGGAGCCCCGCCUCCUAUGCCCCAACUGCCGCCACCAAUGCUCCUGCUGCUGCGAAUGCUCCUCCCGCUGUUGCCAAUACCACAGGUGGUUCUGCUAGUGAGGAGCCGCCAGGUUCAGCGUGUGAGCCCAUGGAUAUAUAG
This is a messenger RNA of Closterium sp. Naga37s-1, 6831 nucleotides long. The record is from the annotation of a GenBank genome assembly. NCBI's taxonomy places the organism in Eukaryota, Viridiplantae, Streptophyta, Zygnematophyceae, Desmidiales, Closteriaceae.